This is a messenger RNA of Orbicella faveolata, 2180 nucleotides long. RefSeq names its product calbindin-32-like. Gene Ontology annotation, biological process: regulation of cytosolic calcium ion concentration. Gene Ontology annotation, cellular component: nucleus; cytosol; synapse. The record is from RefSeq and is a predicted model, not a curated record. Lineage: Eukaryota; Metazoa; Cnidaria; Anthozoa; Scleractinia; Merulinidae. Gene Ontology annotation, molecular function: calcium ion binding.
GAGCUCCUUUAAGAUUAUUCCCUUAAAGCAGUUCUCCACCAUGCUCUUUAUUUAACCCUUCAUGGUUGUUUCGGAACUAAUAAACGUCCUCUAAUUCAUAGCUUUGGGACCACUAUGAUGCUGACGGCAGUGGAUAUCUAGAUUGCAUCGAGUUGAAGUCAUUUUUUCGCGACAUUUUAACAAGAAACAGGAGUGAGAGUGAUGCUGAAGACCCAGAUCUGGACAAGAAAAUAGAUCGUUACGUCAAAACAAUGUUCGAAAUGCAGCACAUUAAAGGGGAAAAAGUCAGCCUCGAAGAAAUGUGCAAGUUUUGUCCCGUUGAAGAGAAUUUUCUGGAGCAAUAUGAGACAUUCACCGAUGAGGAGUUCGAGGAAAUAUUCGCACAUUAUGACCAGGACAAUAGUAAUGAAAUCGAGGGAUGCGAGCUGGAAGGCUUCCUGAAAGAUCUUUAUGAAAAGAAACAUAAGCAGGGUCAGUCGUUUGAAAAAUUCAAGGCAGAAAAGAUGAAGAAAUUUGACAAGGACAAGGACCAGAAGUUUAGUAAACAGGAAGUAAAAAAUAUCUUGGACAAAACGUGUUGAUAAAGCAGUCAUCUUUUCCAACCGAUGGUUUACCGAAAGCGAUAUAACUAUAAUUUAUAAUAAGAUAAAUUGAGGGUUUCCUGCACUUAUGAACUUUAUUUACAAGUUUUCUUCUAUAUUGCACUCGUAUUCUUUUUACCAUGAAUUUUUUAGUUUGUAAUAUAUAGAACACCCAAACGAGUUUUAGUAUAACAACUAAUAAAGUUUAAUGGUAAGAGUUUCAUCACCUUAAUAGCAGAGAUUUCAAGAGAAAACGUUUUCUUUAGUAUUUACGAGAGGAACUGAAGGAGGGUGAUCGUUAAAAGAUCAGUUUCAUCUUGAUCCUUUCAAGUUCUUUAAACAUAACUUGUUCCGAGAUAUAUAGAUAGCUUAAUUAAGUAAAAUCAUUGCAGCCCCCCAAGCGGCUGAAUUAUGACAUCCUUUGCAUAUCGUUAAAAUAACAAAUUGUUACCUAUGUCUUUUAUACAGCUGGGUCAUUCAUUUGAAAAAUUCAAGGCAGAAAAGAUGAAGAAAUUUAAUUUAAACUCACAGGAUUUAACGAAAAAAGUUUUGUGGGGGGAUGCUGGGGUUUAUGAGAAAUAUCGGAUCUCGCUCUCUUUCUCAGGCUCACCGGGCCCUGGGUGUGAGAAUGGGCACGUUUGGUAGUAGGGUAAUAAUGGAUUCUUCAAAGUGAGGUUUGUUGCGAGAAGAGUGGAAUUGAAAACCACACUGAUGUGAUUUUGGACUGAUAAGAUACAUUACAAUCAUUCCAUACAUUGUUUUGAUGCCAUUUUACACAACCCAUAGCCUCGACCUUUGGACGCCGCCAUCAUCGUUCUCGGGCCAAACUAGCUGGGAGCAAUAUCUAAAACAAAACCGGAUUGGAAUGAAAGCGGCAAACAGCGAACGAAUUUCAUACUAUCGUGUCCCACAGAGAUCAAGUUGAACAUGAAUUUAUAGUGCAAUAUAUUUGACCUAUCAGAGCAACGUUGCAGUAAACAGAACAGUUAUCCAAAAGCACUCCCUCAUUUAAUGAGAGAAUCUCGUUGUUUUCUACAAUCUUUCCCUGUUCGAUGUAAUUUUCCCUCAUAUAUUCAUUAUUGUGUAAGUGAGACAUGUGAGCCCACGCGGCGAUUGUCCGGAUGAAAACAACAACAGAGGCGCGCAAAGAACAUUGGUUGAAGGUGGUCCUCUAACCUAAAAAGAGAACUUCUGAAAUACAGUGAAAUCAAACAAACACUCGCUCGCGCAGACAAAACAGUACCACUUUAUUCUAUACCGAGGUACAUAUUUCACGAACACGUCAGAUGAGUUUUUCAGCACCUUGUGACAAGGUUCCAAGUAGAGAUGAAAAAAGCAUUUCUUGUUCAAUAGAAAACACAUCUAGUCUAUAAAUUCAACAUAUAAAAAGACUGAAACUGGAAAUUCAAAUACUCCUUAUGAAAUUUACGUUAUCUUAAAGUUAUUCCCUUCUUUGAUGAUAUUCUUCGACACUUAGUGUAUUUUGCCGGCACGCACUUUAGGAAAUAAAAGUUUCGGUCUAUGCUCUAUAAGACAAACAAUUUAAAAGAUAAGUAUUAAUCCAACAUCAAGGAAAUUACUUACUUAAGAAAAGUUUUU